AUGCUGGAGCUCCCGGUUGCUCCGGUGGCCUUCAUAUGGCUCGGGUUGCUGUUCCUGACGAGGAAUGUAAAAUUGAAACAGAGUUUUGAGGAUGCGCGCAGAGAAGAGAAGAGAUUCUUCCGUCAUCAUCGAGCUUAUCAUGACCUUGUUGAUCGUUGUGGUAUACCUCGGCUGGAAAAGAAGCUGGAAUUGGAGAUGGAACACGUUAAAAGAAGGCGCAAAACUCAGAUGGUACGAGAGAAAGAGAUGCAAAUAGCUCAGAUAAAUGAAGCAGAGGAAGCAGAGGAACGAGGGCUAUUUUCGAAAGCUUCAGAGACCAUCCUGUUUAUGAUAAUGUGUCGGCUCAAUCUAGUUGAUAAAGCUACGUUUGUCGCAGUGUGUAAGAAAUGGAAUUCGGUGCCUUGUAAUUUUGGCCUAAGAGACAUUUCAUCUCCGAAUGCGAGAAAGUUAUCUGAAUCCCCGUGUUUGAUGAUGGUUGGAAAGGACAACUUUGUCAAGUUGUUGAACCCUCUCCAUAAUACGUCGUUCCCAAUCAACAAAUCCCCGGUAGAAAUGCCAUCCGGGAUCAUCUGCGCCGCGAGUUUUGGCUGGUUAUUGAUGGCAUGCGUAAACAUUGUUAAUACACGUACUGCAUUAUUCUUCUUCAACCCUUCAAGUGGUGAAACAAUAGAUGUUGCUUGUGAUCCAGAUUUUAGCCACCCGUGUGUUUUUGUGGCGUAUAAGGGCAAAGAAGUGUGCAUAUGCAAGCUAGAUGUGAGGAGAAAGGCUUGGGACAUGAUACAAGACUUGGGAGAUAAAACUGUAUUUGUCAGCCAUCAAACAUCUUUCAUGGUGAAGGCUAGUGUGGAAGGAGCAGGGAACAAGAUCUUCCCAAAGUUUAGAGGAGAUGAUGGCAUCGUUUUCUAUUCUCUCAAGACGAAAAAUUUUCACACAUUCAGAAAAAUUAUGAGGAUUUGCAUGGGACUACGGAGAUCCGACCAUCUACUUGGAUCGAUAUCAGCCGUCAACCCAUUCCAACUGAUGGCGCGAGUUUCCUAUGAUGAUUAA
Oldenlandia corymbosa var. corymbosa is the source of this 1047-nucleotide messenger RNA. Lineage: Eukaryota; Viridiplantae; Streptophyta; Magnoliopsida; Gentianales; Rubiaceae. The record is from the annotation of a GenBank genome assembly.